AUGACAGACCAGGACGCCAGCCUGGGCCGCAGAAUCCUGCUGUGGGGAUCCCUGGCGCUAUCCUUCGAUGCGUCGUCGUUCGAGCACUUGCGCAAGACCGUCAUAGAAAACGAGGACAACAUCUGGCUCGCCGGCGUCCUCAAGACGCUCCCACAGGCUUGCGAAACAGCACUGUCAGCGCUCCCCACGCUUCACCGGGCGAUAGGAAGCCUCACUCUCAAGCAGCUGGCCGACCUCAACGAGGCCUUGACCACGGGUCGCCCCCUCGACGCAGCCCUGCCUUUGCCUAACACCCUGCUGAUUCCCCUUGUGGUCGUUGCCCAGUUGGCCCAGUACGUCGAGUUUCUGCGGCAGACGAGCCCUGGAGAUGGGGAUGGUAGUGUUAGGCUUCACAACGGAGAGACGCUUGGCCUGUGUACAGGGCUGUUAAGCGCCUUUGCUGCGUCGAGUGCGCACAACAUGGACGAGUUACGGAGAUAUGGCGCCGCCGCCAUGCGGUUGGGGCUGCUUGUUGGCCUGGUGGUUGACGGUCAGGAUGAGGCAUUAGCCAGGGGACGGUCCAGGUCUCUCAGUGCCGCCUGGAGUUCCGCUGAAGGACAUGGAGAGAUGAUGCGGAUUGUGAAAGACUCACCAGAUGCAUACGUCUCGGUACACUACGAUGAGAACCGCGCCACCAUCACCAGCUGCGCCGAUGGUAUAUCCGACCUGGCCCGUCGGCUUCAAGCCGCAGGCAUCGGGGCGUCCGAAAUAAGCCUGUAUGGGCGCUUCCACUUCCCGGGCAACUCGGCCCUCGUUGACGAACUCAUCGCCUUCUGCGACUCUCAUCCAGACUUCCAACUCCCAGAUGCGUCAUCGCUCAAUAUCCCUGCGCGAGCAAACGACAGCACCGCAUCCCUGCUGAGAGACGGCUCCCUGCACGCCCACGCGCUCCGAUCCAUCCUGGUUGAGCCCCCCCGCUGGUACGAAGCCUUCUCCACGGCCGUACAAGCAGAUAGCGAGAACACGCAAGUUGUUGAAGUCCUCGACUUUGGCCCCGAGCGCAGCGUACCCUUGUCCCUUGCGGCAAAGGGUAGCCUGAAAAUGCACGUCGUACACCUUGCCGACCAAGCGGCCAAAGGCAAAACAGACCGGCGAUCCGAGCGCAUGUGGCUCGACAGCGACAUCGCCGUCGUCGGGAUGGCAUGCAAGGUCCCUGGCGCCAACAGCGUCGACGACUUCUGGGACUUGCUCGUCGCCGGCCAAUCGCAGCACCGCGAGAUCAGGCCCGGAGGGACCAAGUCGUCUUCCGACCGGUUCUCCUUCCAAGACACUCCCUUCCGCACGGCCGCCGACGCCAACAUGGACCGCAAGUGGUUCGCCAACCUCAUCGACGGCCACGACCAGUUCGACCACCGCUUCUUCAAGAAGAGUGCACGGGAGAGCGCCGCCAUGGACCCGCAGCAGCGGCACAUCCUGCAGGUGGCGUACCAAGCCGUCGAGCAAAGCGGGUACUUCCAGCAGCAGGAGAAAACAGGCAGCGACGCCAGGAGGAUUGGCUGCUUCGUGGGCGUGUGCCUGGGCGACUACGACAACAACGUGGCCUGCCACGCCGCUAACGCUUUCACGGCGACGGGCAACCUGCAGGGAUUCAUCUCGGGCAAGGUCUCGCACUUCUUUGGCUGGACGGGGCCAGGGCUCACCAUCAACACGGCGUGCAGCUCGUCUCUGGUCGCGGUGCAUCAGGCAUGCCAGUCGAUUCUAGCGGGCGAAUGCGAGGCUGCCCUCGCGGGCGGAUCGCAUAUCAUGACCUCGGCCGAGUGGUUCCAGAACCUGGCGGCUGGGUCGUUCUUGAGUCCCACGGGCCAGUGCAAGCCGUUUGACGCCAAGGUGGAUGGCUAUUGCCGAGGGGAGGGUGUUGGUGCCGUCUUCUUGAAGAAGAUGAGCAAGGCAGUCGCAGAUGGAGACCCUAUCCUAGGCGUUGUUGCUGCUACCGGCGUCCAGCAGAACGAGAACUGCACGCCCAUUUUUGUGCCUAAUACACUGUCGCUGGGGGAUCUCUUUACGAGGGUUAUGGCCAAGGCCAAGGUCAGGCCGUCGCAGAUCUCUGUGGUCGAAGCGCACGGGACCGGGACGGCUGUCGGUGACCCGGCCGAAUACGAUAGCAUCCGCAAGGCCCUUGGGGGUCCGAAGAAUCGUGGCUCAGGCAAGCAGCUGAUGGUGAGCUCGGUCAAGGGCCUUGUUGGUCACCUGGAGUGUACCUCGGGCGUGAUCAGCCUGAUCAAAGUUCUGCUCAUGAUGAACAAGGGGAUAUUGCCCCCUCAAGCCAGCUUCGACACUGUCAACCCGGCUCUCAAGGCAUCUCCAGCCGAUCAGAUGUUCAUUCCCACACGUGCACAGCCGUGGGACGCUGACUUCCGUGCGGCCCUCAUCAACAACUACGGUGCCUCAGGAUCGAAUGCCUCUGCGGUCAUCCUGCAGGCGCCGUCUCACAGUCGUCACCUUGGGAAGAUCGCGGCAGCAGAGAUGCCGACUGGGGUCAGAUACCCUUUCUGGCUCAGCGGCUUUGAGGACAAGGCCCUGCACCGUUACGUCCACGCCCUCCGGAUGUAUCUCGGUCGAUCGACGAGGGACACAUCGCUUGCCAACCUAUCGUUCAACCUUGCCCGUCAGAGUAAUCGUACCUUGGACUCCAGCAUGAUCUUCACCGCGCGCUCAUUCGAGGAGAUGGACAGACACCUGGCCGCAUUCGAGGAGUCCAAUGAUGAGACCAACGUCAUCUCCGGACACCCAGCCUCUUCACCGACGGUCAUUAUGUGCUUCAGAGGUCAAGUCUCUUCUUAUAUCGGCCUCGACCCUCAAUUAUACCACAGCGUGGCCGUCCUGCGCAAGCAUCUCGACCGCGUCGACGCCGUCGUCCAGUCACUGGGAUGCCCAAGCAUUUUCCCGGGCAUCUUCCAGCGUACCCCGAUCUCCGAUACAGUCCAGCUGCAGGUGAUGCUCCUCGCCAUGCAAUACGCCUGUGCGCGCAGCUGGAUGGACUCAGGGACUCAGCCGGCUGCGCUGGUCGGGCAUAGUUUCGGCGAGCUCACGGCCCUCUGUAUCUCACAGAUUCUCUCGCUGGAGGACACGGUCAAGAUGAUUGUGCGACGGGCGACCCUGGUGCGAGACGACUGGGGAUCAGAUAAAGGCGCCAUGAUGGCUGUUGAGGGCGAUCCCGGCGACGUGCGAGAAGUGCUGGCCAAUGUCAACAGGAGACAUUCGGACAAGCCUGCGGGCAUUGCCUGCUAUAACGGACCACGCAGCUUCACUCUUGCAGGCCCGACCGCCGCCAUCGAUGCGGUGGCUACCCAGCUGGAAAGCAACAGGAUGAUCAAAGCCAAGAAGCUAAACGUCACGAAUGCAUUUCAUUCUGUGCUCGUCGACCCGAUCUACGACGGCCUGGAGCAAAACGCCCGGGGCUUGACCUUCCGGAAACCGGUCAUCCCCCUUGAGCUGGCCACUGAAGAAAACACGAGAGAGACAGAACUGACGGCACGAUUUGUGGCAAACCACAUGCGCCACCCAGUGUACUUCCACCACGCUGUCGAGCGCCUGGCACGACGGUAUUCCUCAUCCCCCUGUAUUUUCCUCGAGGCGGGCACCAACUCCACAAUCACAUCCAUGGCUGCCCGCGCACUCGCCAACGUCAAGGGCACAUAUAGUUUCCACGGCGUCAACGUGGCCAGCUGCGAGGACGGCUGGAACAGGCUGACCGACACCACCGUAUCCCUGUGGAAGGCCGGCCUGCGUGUCCAGCACUGGGCGCACCACGGGCUACAGAGAGAACACCAGGCCGACAUCAAACCCCUGCUCCUGCCCCCGUACCAGUUCGAUCCCGACAGCCGUCACUGGAUGGAGCUGAAGACGCCACCAAAGGCACUGCCGGCACCGACAGGCGACGGGAAGACCCAGAACACCGCCGCGGAGAAGCAGCCGGAGGGACAUCUGGCCUUUGUUGGGUACCAGGAUGGCGCGGCGCAGAGGCGAGCACAGUUCCGAGUCAACACGAGGACAGAGAGAUAUAAGCAACUCCUUGCAGGACAUGUCACGAUGGGGACGGCGCCCAUCCUGUCAGCCACCCUGCAGAUCGGCUUUGUGAUUGAUGCCAUAGGCAUGCUCCGCCCCGAGUAUCGGUCGUCAGCACAGCUCCAGCCGCAGAUUCAGGAGGUGGAGUACAAAUCGCCCGUCUGCGCCAACGCGGCGCGCACGACGUGGAUCGAGAUCAGCAGCACAGACGCGCUGGGGGUUGCCGAGUGGCGGUUCGAGGUGUUCAGCACCGCCAACGGAUGCCAGAAGCAGAAGCGUAUGGUGCACACAAUCGGCAGAGUGGCUCUCAGUGACCCCAACGACCCGUCUCUGCAACGCCAGCUGCUGCGUUUCGCACGGCUGUUCGGACACGGCCGCGCGGUGGAGCUGCUGCAGAGCGCGGACGUCAACGAAGCACUUGCCAACCGCAGCAUCUACCGCCUCUUCUCGGAGAUCGUGGACUACGGCGAUGAAUUCCGCGGGCUGCAGAAGAUGGUUGUGCGCGGCCACGAGACGGCCGGCCACGUCGUUCGCCACAACCAGGAUCCGGAGGUCUGGUUUGAUCCCCAUCUCGCCGACACCUUCUGCCAACUCGGCGGCCUCUGGAUCAACUGCAUGACAGACCGAGCCCGGAGCGACGUAUACCUCGCAAACGGCAUCGACCAGUGGAUCAGGGCGCAUCCAACCACCAAGCGACCAAGUGAUUUCCAUGCCUUUGCCGUGCAUCAUCGUCCGUCCGAUCAGCUGUCCUUGACGGAUGUCUUUGUCUUCGACGCCGCGGAUGGGGUUCUCGUCGAGGUCAUCCUGGGCAUUGCCUAUGUCAAGAUUCCGAAGACAUCAAUGGAGAAGCUGCUCUCUUCCUUGACUGACCCUUCGUGGAUGGCGAAGACCUCGUCAGAUGCCUCUGCCCCAGCAUUCGCCAGUAUUCCCGCGCAACAAGCACCGACAGUCCAGUCAGAAACCCAGCCAAAGGUCCCCACCGCAGAGCCCAAGCCACAGAAGCAGAGUGAGCAGGCACUCCAGGACCUGACACUAAAAGUAAAGGCCAUCAUUGCAGACCUUUCGGGCUUGGGGGUAGCCGAGAUCGGUGACGACAGUCAGCUAGCUGACCUCGGCAUCGACUCCCUCGCCGGCAUGGAGAUGGUACACGAGAUCGAGUCGACCUUGAAGGUGAAGCUCCCACAAGCCGACGUCCUCAUGCUCACCGACAUGCCAAGUCUGAUGGCAUGCGUGGCCGGCGCCAUGGGUAUCCACACACAACCACAUGUCGAGCCAGCCGAGGAGGACUCGAACGAGGACUCUGACAGGGACACGCCUAGCAUCAUGUCCUCUUCAGACGGCGACACUAGUUUGAGCACACCGGCCCCAGAGCCAGAUAUCAAGGAGGAGCACCAUGCCGAGUCGGGCGAGCUCACGCUUCCCUUCGAAACCGUGAUGGAGGCCUUCAACGAGACCAAACAGCUGACCGACACCCGCAUUGCCGAAAUGGAGCAGACAAGCUAUGUCGCCCGGUCACUCCCGCUGCAGAACGAGCUGACGGUAGCCCUAACCGUCGAGGCCUUCGAGGCCCUCGGCGCCGGACUCCAGACGGCCCAACCGGGCACGCAACUCCCGCGCAUCCCACACGGCAAAGAGCAUGACCGCUUCGUGACGUACCUGUACGAGAUGCUCGAGGCCGAGACCCAGACCAUCAAGCUGGACGGCAACAUCAUCACGCGAACGGCCGUGCCGCUUCCACAGCGGCCCAGCAGGGAGCUGUACGAGGAGCUCCUCCGCGACCAUCCCGACCAGCACUGCGCCACCCAGCUCACGUACUACGCCGGCGCGAACCUCCAGCACGUGCUCUCGGGCGGCACGGACGGCGUCAAGCUCAUCUUCGGCAGCACCGAGGGCCGCGACCUGGUCGGCCGCUGGUACGCCGAGUGGCCGCUGAACCGGGUGCUGAUCGCGCAGAUGGAGGACUUCUUCACGCGGCUGUGCGCCAAGCUCCGCUGGCCCGGGCGCGGCGAGCCUCGUCGCCCGCUGCGCAUCCUGGAGAUGGGGGCCGGCACGGGGGGCACGACGAAGCGCAUCGUGCCGCUGCUGGCGCGGCUCGGGGUGCCGGUGGAGUACACGUUCACGGACCUGGCGCCGUCGUUUGUGGCGGCGGCGCGGAAGACGUGGGGGAGGGAGUACCCGUGGAUGAAGUUCCGGGCCCAUGAUAUCGAGAGGGCGCCGGAGAAGGAGCUGGAGGGGACGCAGCAUUUUGUGAUUGCCAGCAACGCGGUGCACGCGACGAGGUCGCUGUGUGUGAGUACGGGGAAUGUGCGCAAGGCGCUGCGUCCGGAUGGGUUCCUUGUUAUGAUGGAGAUGACGCGCACGCCGUACUGGGUCGAUCUGAUCUUCGGGCUGUUCGAGGGUUGGUGGCUGUUUGACGAUGGGCGCCGGCACGCGUUGACGCAUGAGUCGAGGUGGGAGAGGGAUCUCCAGGCUGCUGGCUAUGGCCAUGUCGACUGGACGGAUGGGGACAGGCCGGAAAGCGAGGUCCAGAAGGUGAUUCUCGCUGCUGCUGAUCCGACGAGCCGAUGCGAACGGUUGCCCAGCACAUCCUCCAUCCUACCAGGCUAUCACCAGCCCAAGUUAGGAGCUUCUGCCGACUGCACAGCCCGGGAGCAGGUAGUCACCCGAUAUGUCCAAGAAUUGACGCACGGCUUUGACAUGGCAAUGGCUCACGCCGCUACGGGCGUCUCUCCAUCCAGACCCGAGGCCAAGUGCGUCUUGAUAACCGGCGGCACGGGAGGCUUGGGCGCGCAUUUGGUCGCUGAGGCUGCGCUUCGACCUGAUGUGACACGAGUCGUCUGCCUCAACCGGCCGGCGAAGCACCAACCGCCGCACGAAAGGCAGAUGCAAGCUCUGCACAAGAAAGGCCUCGCCCUUCCCGCAGACGCCGUGGCCAAAAUCCACGUCCUCGAAGCAAAAACCGACAUGGCACAAUCGCCGACCCUGGGCCUGUCCAACGACGAGUACCGCUUCCUGCUCCAACACGUCACGCACAUCGUGCACAACGCCUGGCUCAUGCACUCCAAAUGGCCCGUCACGCGCUUCGAGCCCCACCUGCGCAUCAUGGCACACAUGCUCCACCUCGCCGCGGCCAUCUCGGCCCAGCGCCCACGGAACCGCCCCGUCACCUUCCAGUUCAUCUCCUCCAUCGCCACCGUCGGCCACCACCCCUUCCGGACCGGCAAGCCGGUCAUCCCCGAAGACCGCGUCACCAUCGACAGCGUCCUCCCCACCGGCUACGGCGACGCCAAGUACAUCUGCGAGCGGAUGCUCGACGCCACGCUGCACCGGCACCCGGACCGCUUCCGGGCCACCGCCGUGCGCCUGGGCCAGAUCGCAGGCAGCGCGAUCAACGGGCACUGGAACCCGAUGGAGCACGUGCCGUUUCUGUUCCGGUCGUCGCAGACCCUGGGCGCCCUGCCGGACCUGCCGGGGACGAUGGGGUGGACGCCCGCGGACGACGUGGCGCGUGGGUUGCUCGAGAUCCUGACGCAGCCGGAUGAGGUCGCGCUGUAUCCGAUCUACCACAUUGAGAAUCCGGUUCGGCAGCCGUGGGCGGAGACCCUUGCGGUGCUGGCGGAUGAGAUGGGCAUCCCGCGUGCCAGUAUCAUUCCUUUCCCGGAGUGGGUGCAGCGGGUGAGGGACUGGCCGCGACGGGAGGAUAAUGGGUCGCAAGGGGCGAACCCGGGGUAUUUACUGGUGGAUUUCUUGGACAGCAAUUUUAUCCGCAUGAGUUGUGGCGGUCUGGUGAUGGGAACAGCCAAGGCGAGGGAGCAUUCGCCGACGUUGGCAAAGUUGGGGCCCGUGAGUGAGAGGUUGAUUCGACUGUUUGUUCAAAGUUGGAAGGAUAUGGGCUUUCUUGAAUAA
This is a messenger RNA of Aspergillus thermomutatus, 7950 nucleotides long. RefSeq lists its product as uncharacterized. Gene Ontology annotation, molecular function: phosphopantetheine binding; acyltransferase activity. The record is from RefSeq and is a predicted model, not a curated record. The transcript is spliced from 3 exons. The coding region runs from base 1 to 7950 and encodes 2649 amino acids. Lineage: Eukaryota; Fungi; Ascomycota; Eurotiomycetes; Eurotiales; Aspergillaceae.